Molecule: messenger RNA, 753 nt
Organism: Cooperia oncophora
Lineage: Eukaryota; Metazoa; Nematoda; Chromadorea; Rhabditida; Trichostrongylidae
Source: the annotation of a GenBank genome assembly
AUGAUCAGCGAGCAAUAUGAUACGACUAUGCUUGCGCACGAAUACCUGUGUCAAGGGAUUCAAAAACUUUUCGAAAGUGGCAUUACAUUUAACGCCGAUUGCGAAUCUCGUGGGAGCUCGUCUUCGUUCCAGCAGCCAUUCCGCAUGGUGUCAGCGACUCAUAGUUCGUCGCAACUCACUCCAGACUACUGUCAGACAUGUGUGCGAAGUGAGGAGAUUCGUGUUUGGAUGACGCAGUGCGACAGCGGCCGUAUGCGAUGCGCAUUUGAUCACAUGCGACCUAGCCGUGCCUCUGAAAUCAAGAGUACUACACCGAAUAACAACGCUCGGGACCCCACAGACGAGUUAGUGGAAACUUUCGCUCGUUUCGGAUCGCUGGUCGUGGAUUGGCCAAAUAAGAACGAGACCAAGAGCUACUUCCCGCCAAAAGGCUACGUCUUUCUGAUUUUUGAUCAUGAAACAUCGGUAAGGACCCUGGUCCAGCACUGCACAGUUGAAGACGAAAAACUCUUCCUUUUCAUCAGCUCACCGAUGAGCACCGAAAAACUCAAAGUUCAAAUCCGCCCAUGGCGUCUGGCUGAUGCUGACUAUCUAGUAGACGUUAACGUGCCAAUCAAUCUUCGUCGCGUAGUUUUUGUGGGUGGAGUUCCGAGACCAAUCAGAGCUGUUGAACUGGCACACAUUAUGGAUCGUUUGUACGGUAGUGUCGCUUGCGCUGGUAUUGACACCGACGUGGAAUACAAAUAUCCAAAA